AUGGCAUCUGCCCAAGCUGGAAAGACCAAAAGCGGGAGAAGUAUAAUGUUUACUCAUCUGCAAAAUUGUAUUUUAGUAGAAUCGGUUAUCGAACACUAUGAUGACAUUAUUGGGUACCAAGCCAGAACUGUAAACCCACAGAGAAAGAGAUCCAUUUGGACAGAAAUCAGUAGAUCUGUUUCAGCUGAAGGAAGUUUUCCGAAGGAUGUAUGGGCCUGUCGGAAGAGGGUAACUGAUAUUAGAAAAAAGAUAAAGAAAAAGGUUUGCAGAGAAAAGCAAUGUUCCAAAGGAACCGGUGGAGGCUCCGGAUAUAGGGCAGAAUUAACAGACUUUGAGCAGAUGCUUUAUGCAAGGAUGGGUGAUGCCGUUGUGGACUAUGAUAACAUUUUUAUAUUUUUGAAGUUUUUUUAUAUACAAUUAUGCCAUUUUAAUACACAGAUAUUUAUAUUAUUAGAGCAAGAAGAUGAGGGACGUGAGGAAGAGGAGAUAGAUGCACAGGAGGAUCAACCUUUCGAAAAUGAAUAUACCUCUCAAGAGCAACAACCAUCCACCUCCACAGUACAAAGAGAAGAAGGGGCGAGUGUUCGUGCGUUACUACAAACCAUGCAGGACAGUUCUAUAUUAUUAUUCGAGGAAGAUCAUGUUGAAAUCAAUUUGGAACCUCUGGUUGAGGAUUCUGUAUGUCCAGAAGAUGAGGAUGAGACUCAGAUUGAGGGAAACACACCAGAGGGACCAACCCCACCUAAUUUAGAAACUCCACAGAAUAUCAUGGUCAAUGAAUCUGAGGAAGAUGAAAGACAAGAACAAUUGGGAAACCAAGAAGAUGUAACAGGCAGGGGAAAUGAAAUACAAAACCUCACAGACAUGGCUUUGGGAUUCAGGAAUGAGCAAAGUGCAUUUUUUAAAGAAAUGUUAAGAUUGCAAGAAGAAAGAAAUGCAAUUUUAAAAGCAGAUGCAGAAUUUAAGAGGGAUUAUUACAACACAAAAUUAGAAAUUUUGAAUAGAAGAUUUUCUAAUCAAUAA
Bombina bombina (fire-bellied toad) is the source of this 1023-nucleotide messenger RNA. RefSeq lists its product as uncharacterized. The coding region runs from base 1 to 1023 and encodes 340 amino acids. Gene Ontology annotation, molecular function: RNA polymerase II cis-regulatory region sequence-specific DNA binding; DNA-binding transcription factor activity, RNA polymerase II-specific. Gene Ontology annotation, cellular component: nucleus. NCBI's taxonomy places the organism in Eukaryota, Metazoa, Chordata, Amphibia, Anura, Bombinatoridae. The transcript has 4 exons. Gene Ontology annotation, biological process: regulation of transcription by RNA polymerase II. The record is from RefSeq and is a predicted model, not a curated record.